AUGGCCGUCGCAAAGCCCGUGCGGUUCCUAGGGGCGCUGUCCGUGGUUCUGGUCUUCUUCGUCAUUUAUCAGUACCUGCGCCCAGUCCAAACUAUUCAACCGCCCGGUACCGUGGUUGGCAAUGGCGACAAGAUCGAGAACUGGGAGCAGGAUCCUCUGCUAGAGCCAAUCGGCGAGCCUCCCGAACCACUCUGGCGACACACCGAACACGACUAUACCCCCGACAGCCUCAACUCAGCGCGCAUCAAUGCCACACUCCUAUCUCUCGUCCGCAAUGAAGAACUCAAUGAACUUCUCCCGACCAUGAGGCAGCUCGAAGAGACCUGGAACUCCAAGUUCAACUAUCCGUGGACAUUCUUCAACGAUGUCCCUUUUACCGAAGAAUUCAAAGAAGCCACACAGGCUGUCACAAAGGCCAAGUGUGCCUACCAUGUCAUUCCGAAAGAGCACUGGGAAAUGCCUUCCUGGGUCAGCCAGGAACUAUAUGAAGAGUCGGCCGAGAUUCUGAAAGAGAACGACGUCCAGUACGCGGGGAUGAUCUCAUAUCACAAGAUGUGUCGAUGGAACAGCGGCAUGUUCUACCGCCAUCCAGCCCUCGAACAUACCCAAUACUAUUGGCGCGUGGAGCCAAAAGUCAAGUUCUUCUGCCAGGUCGACUACGAUGUCUUCCGCUAUAUGCAAGACCAUAAUAAGACCUAUGGGUUUAAUAUCAAUCUGUUUGACUCGCCGGAAUCUAUCCCAUCCUUAUGGCCAGAGACCAUCAAAUUUCUGGCAGCCCACCCAGAGUACCUCCACAAGAACAACGCCAUGGCAUGGCUGGUGGACAAUACUCGCCGACCAGAAAACAACAUCAAGGCACAUGGAUACAGCACCUGCCACUUCUGGUCCAAUUUCGAAAUCGCCGACCUGUCGUUCUGGAGGAGUCAAAUCUACGAAGACUAUUUUACUCACCUGGACCGGACGGGUGGGUUCUUUUAUGAAAGAUGGGGCGAUGCACCUGUCCACAGCAUUGCACUGGGCCUUUUUGAGGACGCCAGCAAGAUCCACUGGUUCAAGGAUAUCGGAUACAACCAUAUCCCAUUCUACAAUUGCCCCAACUCACCUAAGUGCAGUGGGUGCACACCCGGCCAGUUUUACGGCGGGGAACCUUGGCUGCAACGAGAAGACUGUCGACCGCUAUGGUUCAAAUAUGUUGGUAUGGGGUGA
Messenger RNA from Fonsecaea nubica, 1206 nucleotides. RefSeq lists its product as hypothetical. The coding region runs from base 1 to 1206 and encodes 401 amino acids. Gene Ontology annotation, molecular function: alpha-1,2-mannosyltransferase activity. NCBI's taxonomy places the organism in Eukaryota, Fungi, Ascomycota, Eurotiomycetes, Chaetothyriales, Herpotrichiellaceae. Gene Ontology annotation, biological process: cell wall mannoprotein biosynthetic process; protein O-linked glycosylation; protein N-linked glycosylation. The record is from RefSeq and is a predicted model, not a curated record. The transcript has 3 exons. Gene Ontology annotation, cellular component: membrane; Golgi apparatus.